Molecule: messenger RNA, 1694 nt
Organism: Acanthoscelides obtectus
Lineage: Eukaryota; Metazoa; Arthropoda; Insecta; Coleoptera; Chrysomelidae
Source: the annotation of a GenBank genome assembly
CGAAAAAUUAUUUCAGUAUAUAAAAAAAUGUGGGACAUUCACCAUAUUUGCAAUACACAUUCACCUUUAUUUAAAAACAGUUUUGCUCCCAUCUCGAUCACAUGAAGUAAAUUUUCACCAUACCUUAUCCAAUCUCGAUGCAUAGUAUGUUCACAAUGGCAUGGUAGAUGGCGCAUCAUACUUAAGAGUGAUCAGCGAACCUUUGCAUUUCUCGUGUUGAUAUUUUUGACACUGCACGUCCUGACGUUGACGGUUGACGGUAAUUUUUAGGUUAGGGAGUAGAUGUUUUAAUUCUCCUCCUAACAUUGUUUUUUAACAAUUUAUGUAUUCAUAGGCAAAAUGAUACCAGUUUUUGUAAGAUCUGUGAUUAUAGCUGCAGUUUUUGUACAAGGAUAUGCGUCGCAGUUGAAGAAAUUACAGAAAAACCACAGAACUCAACAACUUUCCAACUCUGAAAUUCGAUAUGUAGCUGGAUUAUCUAAUGUUAAAUAUACCAAUGAAGUAUUGAAUAAUAUACUGAUACCUAGAGUGGUAGGAACACCUAACCAUGAAAAAGUCUUCCAAUAUAUCAAAAAAGAACUACAAAACCUAGGAUGGAACACUGAUAUUGAUGAGUUUGAAAAUAAUACUCCAAUAUUUGGAAGAUUGAAGUUCAGGAAUAUCAUAGCAACAUUGAAUCCAAAUGCUGACAGAUACCUUGUACUAGCUUGCCACUAUGAUAGCAAAUAUUUUGAAAAAGAAGUUUUUGUCGGUGCUACAGAUUCUGCUGUACCAUGUGCCAUGCUCUUAAACCUGGCUAAAGAAUUGAAAAAUGAACUAGGUCAGCUGAAAGACAAUCGGAACCUGAAUCUGAAGCUAGUUUUCUUUGAUGGAGAAGAAGCAUUCCAUCAAUGGGGACCAAAUGAUUCUAUUUAUGGUGCAAAACAUCUGGCUGAAGUGUAUGGAAGCACUGUGAGCUCAAUAAAAUCUGGAGAAUCAGUAUCCGAGUUAGAGAAAAUGGAUAUGUUGGUUUUAUUAGAUUUGAUAGGUCACAGGGGAACCAAGUUCCUAAGUCAUUUUUCUCAAACUGAAAAAUGGUUUAUCAGACUUGCUGAGAUCGAAGACAAUUUGAGUAGCCUAGGUCUGAUGAAGAAACCAAAAAACCAACGAUAUUUUGUAAGAAGGGCUUCCCAUUCAUACAUUGAAGAUGAUCACAUACCAUUUAUGCAACGAGAUGUUCCGAUACUCCACCUGAUAUCAACUCCAUUUCCGAAUGAAUGGCAUACACCAGAGGACGAUCGCAGCAUCAUUGACAUGAACACAGUGGAGGACAUCAACAAUAUACUAAGGGUUUUCUUAAUGGAAUACCUCCAUAUGUUAGUAAACAAACAGUGAAUAAUUCUCUUUUUUGUCUAUACUGAAUUUUCUGAUCUUAGUAACAGUAUAACAGAUAAGGCUUAGGGCACGUUUACAUCGAGCGCGCUUCGCUUGGAGCUGUGCGCCUCACUUCAUGUCAAGCGAACCUCUAUGCGUUCGGGUUCAUUCAUAUCGGAGGCGCUUCGCUUUUCAUACCUCGACUGUUAUUAAAACACACUUUAUAUUUAAAGACGCAUUUUCCAAGCAUUUCACCAUGGCUCCUUCACGAGUUAAGAAGAUAUUACUACUCGAAAGUAUUGCGUUGAAAGUGAAUAGAAAAAAACUAAAACGAUCGUGGG